GUCACACUUGCAGGCGCCUCUCACAGUCCGAGUUUCGUUUUCUAGCUGAGCAAGACGACAGCCAUAUUUGACUUAGAUUUCAUGUCCGUGUAUCAAGAAUGUAAUCUCAAUCCCAAAGACACAGCUGCCCGCCUAACAUCAGAAGAUGGAGGCUAAACACGUUAUCGUCAUUCAGAGGAACCACAAGUUCCUGAAGGAGCUCCUUAUCGUGGAGCCUGUGCUGGACGCCUUGUUGCAGGACGGAGUCUUCACACAGGAAGACUAUGACAACUGUAGACAGGCCGGGCCAGGGAAGUGUGAGAUGCUGUUAGAAAUAUUGAAGAAGAAAGGCGUGGAGGGAUACAGGACACUGUGUGGGGUCCUUGAUUCCACGCAACCGUUCAUUAAAGAAAGACUUGAUGCAACAUCCUUGGAAGGAGGCAACUCCGACCUCGUCUUUGUUAACAAACUGAAGGUGCAAUCCGAGCACAGAAAGGAACUUGCCGGAAAGGACGAGCAGAUAGCAGAGCUGCAAUCCGGAAUGGAGGAUUUAACGAAACAGCUGGAAGACAAACAGAAGGAUUAUGAUACACUGGAGGAAACAAACAAGAAACACAGAGAGGAACUCAUGUCACAGAUGGAUAAACAGAAAGAGGAAAUCGAAACUUUGACGACGAAACUAUCAGAGUCGAACCAGGAGGUAGAGCAGUGCCAAAAACAACGUGAUGAAUUGAAGCUGAGACUACAAGCAGAACAGGAAGCGUAUGAGUUGUUAUCAGGAUUACCUACAUCACAGUCUUCGGACAGGGAGGUCAUGACUGAGGCCGACCAACAACCAGAUCCUGCUGAGGGUUCCAGCAUGUGCAAGUUGUCAACAGUUCCGGACUGUGAUGACAAGCAGCUGUAUCUACUGUCAUGUCUUCAUUCUGUCUGUAAGCCAUGCAUUGACCACCAUGCUGUCCAAACCAACCAGACCUCCAUCAAGUGCCCCUGCGGUCUUGAGUUCAGACUUGAGGAUACAGUAGCAGACCACGUCGGACGCAAUAAGACUGCCUAUGCUGCCAGAAGCGAUGGGGAGAAGAAGUGUGACUAUCUUGAAGAAGAUCAUGAUGUACAGGCUGCGUGGCACUGUCAUGACUGUGAUGGUUAUUUGUGUUCUCAGUGCCGUAAACUACACAAUAACGUUAAGCGGAAUCGAGGUCACAGCAUGGAUGAGGUCGGCCAGGCAGAUGCUAUCCCCAUGAAGCAGUGGCUGAAAGAACCUUACUGCAAGGAUCACCCCAGCAAUGAACUACAACUGUAUGAUCACACAUGUAAGAAGGCCAUCUGUAUUGUGUGUCGCCUUGGGGACCAUGAACAUCACAAGAAUGAAGAUUUAAGUCGUUCCCACGAGAAGGCAAAGCUUCAGCUGGAGGAACAACUGCAGAAGCAACGACUGAAACUGAAAGAUGUCAAAGACACAAUUGGAACUGUGAACAGUCACAAAGAGGAACUUGACAAUAAACAGAGAAAGCUGGAAGAAGAGGUUAUUGCCGUUUCCAAACGUGUUGCUGUGAAGUUCCUUCAUCGACAGAAGAAACUCAGAGAGGAGAUCCAGAUGGCUCUGGACAAUACAAAUAAGGUCGUUCAGGAGAACCUGGAUAGUUUACACGAUGUUCAGUCUUCCAUCAUAUCAACGAUAGACUACACCCAGAGAACGCUUGAAUCCACAAGACGAGAGGAGCUUAUUACUCUCACUGCUACAAUACAGGAGAAGUGUGACGAAAAUCUCAAGAGGGAACUUCCAGAAGAUGACAAGAGGGAUACGAGUAUCCUCCUUUCCUUUCAGGGGCAGACAGCUCUAGAGGAACUCAUCGACACAUUUGGUGGUCUUGCCUCCAGUCUUCAGUUGGAUCAUAUUCCAGAUUCACAGCCUACUUUACAAGGUCUCCAUUCACAAAAUAACCUGCUCACAGUGAACAACAAGGUGCACGAAGGCAGGUGGCAUCAUCUGGAACAGAUACUACAUCACGUCACAGGGCCUGCCUCCAGUGCCGAGGGAUCGCCGGAACCCUUCACCAGCAUCCUCACCACACAAGGCGUGUAUGAAGCGGUGGCAAAUGUUCUUGCAGCGAGUUCCAUCACAGUAUACUUCGUUGGAGACAGCAACGUUAUCAGCGUCAUAUGUCCUAAACUACAUCUGUCCGCUGAUCGAGCCAACACAGACAGGUGCCACGUAACUACAGACGGUGAGCUGAUGAACUCGCCACCCGCCACACAACACAAACACAGCGGCAGGUUACGGAAAUAUUGGGGUACUUGUGCCUCCACCCCCAUCCCCCUUCUUCCAUCCCCCUCUACUGUCACCCCUAUCCCACACACACCACGAUACUGGGAGACCCACUCUAGGGUGGGUGUGGUGGGUAGAGGGUGGUGGGGGCUUGUCCUGGAGAUGGGUGUGAUAGAGAAGAGCCAGGUAGACAGAAAGGGGUAUGUUUGUCACCAGCGCCGCUCCUGGUGUGUUAGUGUAUGGAGCUGUGACACACACUGGGGGAGUCUCUGUACCAGUGUGUGGCAGGAGGGGGAGUGUUACAGUAACACAAUGUCUGACACACCCGGCACACAGGCCACCCUCCACUAUGGCGUUGUGCUGGAUGUGGGGAGGGGGAGACUCGCCUUCAUAGACCUCGACAGAGAAGUUGUUUUAGCCAAGGUGGAUGGUGAGUGGAGCGAGUCUCUUCUUCCCAUGUUUGGUGUUGGGCGGUCAGGUGGCCACACAGUCAACAUGAAGGUGAUAAGUGGGGCAGAUAUCACCAUGACUGACACCAAGAAGUCACUUAUUUAUGACGCCUUGAAUUAGACAAUAAAAUAAACAUGACAUUGUGUAAA
Molecule: messenger RNA, 2847 nt
Organism: Haliotis rubra (blacklip abalone)
Lineage: Eukaryota; Metazoa; Mollusca; Gastropoda; Lepetellida; Haliotidae
Exons: 11
Coding region: 146-2818 (890 amino acids)
Biological process (GO): positive regulation of DNA-templated transcription; regulation of apoptotic process
Cellular component (GO): chromatin; nucleoplasm
Molecular function (GO): zinc ion binding; ubiquitin-protein transferase activity
Source: RefSeq, a predicted model, not a curated record